UCUCUCAAAAAUACUCUGAUAAGCAGCAAACAAGGAGCAACCACAGGACUACAGGCAUUUGUAUGUAGCUAUUUAUCUUCAAAAGCAGUACAGCAGGGAUAUAUAAUAAACAUGAAAAGCAAAUUAAUAGGAUUUCUUAUGAACUUCUGGAUUUCUUUUUCACUCGCUUUGUAUUUUCACAUUGGAGAAAGAGAAGAGAAAUGCAUAAUUGAAGAUAUUCCCAGUGACACCUUGGUAGUUGGGAAUUACAAAGUACAACGCUGGGAUAUACAUAAACAUGACUUUCUUGAAUCUGCUCCUGGUUUGGGAAUGUUUGUGACUGUCACAAGUCCUACUGGUGAGGUACUCUUGUCAAAACUGUAUGGGCCACAAGGGACCUUUUCGUUUACAUCCCACUUCUCUGGGGAGCACAUAAUAUGUUUCCAGUCUAACUCCACGAGAUUUGCAGUGACUGCACGAAGUAAACUGCGUAUCCACUUGGAUAUCAGAGUUGGGGAACAUUUUUUGGAUGAAUCUGCUAUUCAAGCCAAAGACAAAGUGAAUGAAGUUAAUGUCAGACUAGAGCAUCUAAUUGAGCAAAUUCAUCACGUAACCAGAGAACAAGACUAUGAAAGAGAGCGUGAAGAAAAAUUUCGGAAAACAAGUGAAGAAACCAACAGCAAUAUUUUGUGGUGGGCUAUAUUACAAACACUAAUCCUCAUCUCCGUUGGAAUCUGGCAAAUCAAAUCUCUAAGAGAUUUCUUUAUAUCUAAGAAGCUUGUUUAAGUUCUAUAAAGUCAAUGCACAGAUUCAAAAAUUGCACACCAUGUAACACUGAACAUCUAAAGAAACCCUGCACCUAUGAGAAAAUUGCUUGUAUAGAACUCUCAACCUUCUCUCAUCUUCUGUUCUGAUUCUAAUUCUUGUUUCUCCAGCUAGGGCACACCUCUGGCAUCUCCUUACAUUUUACUCCUUGAAUCCCAUGUUUUAUCAUAUUUUUUCCCCCCUCUAUGGAUGUAAAGCUAAAUUUAGAAGGAGUCAGUGACUAAGACAGCAUUUAAGUUCAAUACUUAAUGAAGAACAUUGAAAUUAGGUUAAAUCUAAAAUAGAAAUCUAAGAUAAAUUUUCCUAAGAUUUUAAAUUAUUCUACUUGCUGAGUAAUCUUAUUUGGCACCAUGAACAUUUCAGCACUUCAGACUGACUAGAAUUCAGAUAGUAAACAGAGAAAUAAUUACAUCCCCUGCAGUGUUUAAUUGGGUGAGAGUGUCUUGAACUCAAUCUCUAUAUGUGUAACACCUAAAUAUAAUUGUGAAUGCUUUCAUGUAAAAUAUUCAGAGUUUGAACUGAUCAUUGGUGGCAGCAAUUACCAUGGAGAGAGAUCCAGAAAAACAAUUUGGAAUUAUACUUACUUUUUACUUUCAGAAAAGCCCUAAACAUAAGGCUAUAGAAUUGAUGACGAUCAGAUGCCUCCCACAGUUGUUUAUGUAAAUUAUAGUCUUUAUGAAGUAUGCCAAAGUAACCCAAAUUAUAGGUUUCUUGGUAAACAAUGACAAUUUUAUUUUAAUUAAUUCAUGCUACUAAAUGUUUCUGUGUUGAGAAUUUUUAUAAUUUUAAUUAUUUAGCAACUUUACUAUAACUGCCUACAGAAAUUACCAGUUUUUGACUUAAUUUUCCAUUUCACUUAUUACAGCUUGGUUGCAUAUAUCUUUAUGCCCUAAUUUAACUAGUAUAUAUACAAAUAGCAGUGUAUCUGCAGUAUCAUACAGUGACAAGUCAAAGGCUGUGGUUAAAAAUUGAGAUAAUUAGCUUGACAAAGCCGUAGUAGUAAUAGGAAGGAGUUGGAGGCGAUUACAUACCAAAACGUGGAAGUCAAAGUUUCUAGAGCACUGUGAUAGCAGAGUAUUGUGGUUUGUUUUCCUACCCAUUUUUUCUAGUUGAAAAGGUAGUGAAAGGUGAAAUAUCUGCAGACCAAUUAUUGUUCUAAAGGCACUGCUUUCCUUUCUUUCUUUUUUCCAUCUUCCCACCUGUUGUUUUCUUAUGAAAGGAAAUUAUAUUCCCUGUAAGUCUACUUACAUAUCCAGCGUGGGAAUUAAAAUACAGCGGAUAGUAUGUGAGAAUCAAUAAAAUUGAUACAAAGUAGAGACUAAAAGCAAUGUUCCAGGGAACAAAUCAAUCCAAAUAAAAUCUUAUAAAGCUACUCACUACAUUGUGUCCUAUUUUUAACAAUUCGGAUACUUUGGAGGUGCCACUUAGAAUGACCAGUAAGUAAGUGUUAUUAAAUUAACUUUUAUAGGGCACUCACUCACAACAUGUCUUGUAAUAACAUCUUUGGUGGUGGGUAAGUAGGAAAUAUGUGUUAAAACCAUAUGGUAUAUGAAGUCCAAGAACAAAGUAAUAAAGUACUGUGACAAGCUUGUGGUUCAGACUUUAGCUGAUAUUUAGUGUAGGGCUCCUAAUCACAUUCCAAUGUCAAACGUAACUCAUUUCACUUACAAUACACUCCAGCUGGUAAUCCAGGACAAGCAACAUUUCAGGAUUUAUAAAAGAGAUGAUCAUGUUCCAUCAUAUUAAUUAGGUCUAUACUCAAAGAUUAUAGAUUCAGCACUGAGACUUGGGAGUCUUGAAUAUAACUUGUAAUUGCUUAAUUCUUUACUGCUACUACUGGUACUACUAUUAUUAAUCAUCAUCAUCUCAUCAUCAUCAUCUUUGCUUUUAUGAAAUGUUUUCAGUCUCCUUCAGGAUUUUUAUUUAACUCCAUAAAGCAGAAGCUGACUCACAGCUCCUUUGGGAAGCACUUUGGGGACAGAAACCUUUGUGAGGUUAAAAGCUUCCUCUGCAGUUUGUGGCUCUGUCAUACCCAGAGCUGCAGCCUGCACUGCAACAGUAGGUCUGUAAGGGACUUCUUUCUCCCUGAAGUUUUCAUCGAGGAACAAUAGCAAGCAAUGGAGUAUUUUAUUUUAUUUUUUUUUAUCUUUUGGUGGAAGAAAUGAACCUCAAAUGUCCUAAAUCUCCUUGUUUUCCUCUUUUUCCACAACAGAAGAUGCAAUAGCAAACCUGUGAUAUAGAAUUAAUAAACUUCCUAGAUUCUUGCAUUUGAAAAA
Molecule: messenger RNA, 3080 nt
Organism: Cyanistes caeruleus (blue tit)
Lineage: Eukaryota; Metazoa; Chordata; Aves; Passeriformes; Paridae
Product: transmembrane emp24 domain-containing protein 11-like
Source: RefSeq, a predicted model, not a curated record